AUGAAACGAAAUGAGGGGAUAUUCGAUGAGCUGCGGAAUAUACUCAGCGAGAGGAUUAUGGUGAUCGACGGGGCGAUGGGUACGAUGAUCCAGCGGGAGCAUUUGGGCGAGGACGAUUUUAGAGGGGACGUUCUUAAGGAUCACCCAAAGCCACUAAAAGGCAAUAACGAUUUGCUGUCGUUGACGAGACCGGAAAUAAUUUAUAAAAUUCACAAAUUAUACCUGGAAGCUGGUGCAGACUUCAUUGAGACGAAUACAUUCAGCGGGACAACGAUAGCACAACACGAUUACGCAUGUGAGCAUUUGGUGGAUCAAAUCAACGUCGAGUCUGCGAGGAUCGCACGGAAAGCGGCUGAUGAUGUGCAGAAGGCAACGGGUAAUCGAAAAUUUGUAUGCGGAGCAAUGGGUCCAACGAAUAAGACAUUAUCAAUAUCGCCGUCAGUGGAGCAGCCUGAUUUCAGGAAUAUCACAUUCCAAGAGCUCGUUAGUGCCUACUCUCAACAGGCACGGAGUCUGAUAAAGGGAGGUGCGGAUAUACUGCUGGUGGAGACUGUGUUUGAUACGGCGAAUGCUAAAGCUGCCUUGUUUGCGAUUAGACAGCUAUUUGAAGAUGAGAAUAUGGAGGAGAUUCCGGUGUUCCUGUCUGGAACGAUAGUUGACCUAUCCGGCAGGACACUUUCCGGGCAGACCGGAGAGUCCUUCCUGAUCAGCACAAAGCAAGGGAAUGCCAUGGCGGUGGGUCUGAAUUGCGCGUUGGGCGCUAAGGAGAUGAGACCAUUUAUUGAGGAUAUUGCGAGAAAUACAGCGGCGUGGGUGAUAUGUUAUCCGAAUGCGGGUCUUCCGAACGCAUUGGGAGGGUACGAUGAGAGACCUGAGGACUUGGCCAAGGAUCUGUUAUCGUUCGCGAAAGAUGGCUUGGUAAAUAUAGUGGGCGGGUGUUGUGGCACGACGCCGGAUCAUAUACGUGAAAUAGCGAACGCGGUGAAACGAUUGAAGACGAUUCGAAGACCGUUGACGAACGGCAUUAAUAAUAAUAAUAAAAAUUUACUAUUGUGUGGACUGGAAGCGUUCCGAGUGGAUGAGAACACAAAUUUUGUGAAUAUCGGUGAGCGGUGUAACGUGGCCGGGUCGAGGAGAUUCUGCAAUUUAAUUAAGCAGAAUGAUUUUGAGAAAGGUAUCGAAAUAGCGCGUAAACAGGUGGAGAAUGGAGCGCAGGUGCUGGAUAUAAACGUGGACGAUGGCUUGCUAGAUGGGGUGCAUUGUAUGUCGAAGUUUGUUCGCUUGAUAGCUUCAGAACCUGAUGUGGCUAGGGUUCCGCUAUGCAUUGACUCGUCGAAUUUUGACGUUAUAGUGGCGGGCUUGGAGUCGUGUCAAGGCAAAUGUAUUGUGAAUUCGAUAUCGUUGAAAGAGGGUGAAGAGGCGUUUGUUAAAAAGGCGAAUCUGAUUCGACGCUACGGCGCUGCGGUGGUCGUGAUGGCGUUCGAUGAGCUGGGACAGGUCAACAUUUAUUUAUUUUUAUUUAUUAUUAUUAUUUAUUAUUGUUGUUAA
Anisakis simplex (herring worm) is the source of this 1548-nucleotide messenger RNA. The record is from the annotation of a GenBank genome assembly. NCBI's taxonomy places the organism in Eukaryota, Metazoa, Nematoda, Chromadorea, Rhabditida, Anisakidae.